AUGCGGGACUUCGCCAGCUUCCUCCGAGGGAAGCCGACACUCCCCUCUCUCUGGACUGGCAACAUCAACUUCGCCAAACUGAACCCCAUUCCCCACCGAUACCGACCAAGCCGAGCAAAGAGGAAUCAGAAGAAGCGCGCCAACUUGAGCGCCCCCGAAGAUGUCAUCACUCUGCAAAAGUCACUCAACCCUCUCGAAACCCUGCAAAGGUUACGAAACCACAAGUGGGCACUGCUCGACCUGCAGUACAUCGUUCUCGUCGGCCUCAUCGUUUUCUCCCUCUGCAUCACGCCCUCGGCGCCCUUGAUCAAGACCGCCGCAGUCGCCGGAGGCCUCUUGCUCCUCACCGUUCCUAUCACCAGCCAGUUCUUUUUCCCUGGAUUGAGCAUAUGGGCAUACCUCAUCUAUUUCUUUUGUAGCCGCUUCAUCGAUGCGAAAUACCGCCCUCACAUCUGGGUGCGCGUCCUGCCCGCCCUCGAGAACGUCCUCUACGGCGCCAACCUCUCCAACAUCCUUUCGGCGCAUACCCACCCCGUCCUCGAUAUCCUCGCGUGGAUCCCGUACGGUCUUGGCCACUUUGGCGCGCCCUUCGUCUGCGCCGCCUUCCUGUUCUUUUUCGCCGCCCCCAAGACUCUCCCGGUUUUCGCGAAGUGCUUCGGUUGGCUGAACGUCCUCGGCGUCACGAUCCAACUCGUCUUCCCCUGCACUCCGCCAUGGUACGAGAACGAGCACGGCCUCGCCCCCGCUGCGUACGGCAUGUCAGGCUCUCCCGCGGGUCUGGCCCGAAUUGACGCCAUCCUCGGCAUCGACAUGUAUACGACGAGCUUCAGCACCGCCCCCGUGCCAUUCGGUGCCUUCCCCUCUCUGCACGCCGCCGACGCCGUCAUCGAGGCUCUCUUCCUGAGCUACUGCUUCCCUCGCUUCCGCCCGCUGUUCUGCCUGUACGUCGGCUGGAUCUGGUGGGCGACCAUGUACCUGAACCACCACUACGCCGUCGACCUGGUUGGUGGCUCUCUUCUCUCCGCCGGAAUCUUCUACUUCGUCAAGGCACGAUACCUGCCUCAGCAGCAGGCCGACAAGAAGAACCGCUGGGAGUACGACUACGUCGAGAUUGGCGAGCAGACCAAGGUCUGGGAUGAGGAGUACGGCAUGUACAACAUGGGCUACCUCCAACGCCGCACCAGCUCUGAUAGCGACGAGUGGACCGUUGGUAGCAGCUCCAGUUACAGCUCGUCGAGUCGAGGCAGCGGUAGCCUGAGCCCUGCGCUUUCCGAAGAAUCCGGUCGCAGCAUCUUCAGCAUCGAAAUCAAGCCCAACGCCGAUCGUUACGAGGUUCCUCAGCUCAACGAGAUCGCCGUCAGGUAG
Colletotrichum karsti is the source of this 1365-nucleotide messenger RNA. RefSeq names its product PAP2 superfamily protein. The transcript is spliced from 2 exons. Gene Ontology annotation, biological process: inositol phosphoceramide metabolic process; sphingolipid biosynthetic process. The record is from RefSeq and is a predicted model, not a curated record. Gene Ontology annotation, molecular function: inositol phosphoceramide synthase activity. Bases 1 to 1365 code for a protein of 454 amino acids. NCBI's taxonomy places the organism in Eukaryota, Fungi, Ascomycota, Sordariomycetes, Glomerellales, Glomerellaceae. Gene Ontology annotation, cellular component: inositol phosphoceramide synthase complex.